AUGUCUGUCGCCUCCUCCCACCACUCCCACCACUCCAAUUCUCACUUUGAGACCCUGUCGAGGUCCACCUCGCGGGGUUCCCACCUCUCGCGUGGGACCUCGGUUUCUCGUGCUCAGUCUCUGAUCAAGAAGAACACCGCCGCCCAUGAGCUCAAGCCCUCCGACAUUCUCAUCGAGCGCUUCACGGCGUGGAAGAUGAUUGUCAAGAUGCUCAUCUCAUACUUCGAGGGUGUUGCCGACAUCGAGUCCAACACCUCGAAGGAGCUCACGAAGCUUGGCUCCGUCAUCCAGGUUCCUUUCCGCCCCGGAAACCAGUUCCUCGGUGAGGGCGGCAUGCAGGAUGUCUUCUACACCAUCCGUGACAAGACCCGCGUCAUCGCCGACUCGCACGCAUCGCUCGCUCGUACCAUCGAGUCCUCGAUCGUCCAGCACCUCCAGAAGCUCCGCACCGAGAUCAAGGCUCACAUCAAGAACGUCCAGAACGACACCGGCAAGCUCGCUGCCUCUGUCGCUCGCGAGCGUGAGCUCUCGACCAAGAUGAUUGCCGACCUCGCCAAGGCGAUCGGCACCGUCAACCACACCCCCAUGCAGGUGCACGCCAAGGAGGACCCCUACGCCGUCAACGUUCAGGUCAACAAGCAGCUCCAGAAGCAGGUCCACGAGGAGAACCUUCUCCAGAAGUCGAUCGUCAUCAUGCAGCAGAACUCGGCCCACUUCGAGGAGGGUAUUGUCCGCUCGAUCCAGUCGGCCUGGGCCACCUUUGACGAGUGGCAGGCCCGCAUGUCCGUCUCCGUCCAGGAGUCGUGGCGCCAGCUCGGUGUCAACAUGGCCCAGCUCAUGCCCGACCGCGAGUGGAUCGCCUUCGCCGCCCGUUCGGACCACCUCCUCGACCCCGAGACUCCUCUCCGCAACCCCGACGCCAUCGACUACCCUGGCCGCAACGACCCCUCGGUCACCGCCGUCCACGCCGGUCUCCUCGAGCGCAAGAAGCGCUUCACCAAGUCGUACAAGGAGGGAUUCUACGUCCUCACUCCUGCCGGUUUCCUGCACGAGUACUCGUCGUCUGACCCCAACCAGUGCGCUGCCCCCAUCUGGUCUCUGUUCCUUCCUGCUUGCACUCUCGGUCCUCCUUCGUCUGCUUCUACUGCCAAGUCUCACAAGUUCCACAUCGAGGCCCGCAAGGACGGCACUUCGGCCUUCGGCAAGACUCCUGGCGGCAAGCUCUUCGGUGGCAACGAGGCUUACACCUUCCGUGCUCGCUCUCACGAGGAGAUGAUGGAGGUUUGGAACGACCUUCGCAUGCUCGUCGCCCGCUACCUCGUCGCCUCCGAGCAGAUGGAGCGCGACGGACCCAUCGCCCAGGCCGUCCGCAGCGUCGGAUACCAGUCCGAUGAGGACGAGGACUCUGAGGAGGGUUCGUCUGUCGAGGAGGACGAGGACGACUACGACGACGACCUCUACGAGGACGAGGAUGGUCGCCAGCACGACCACACCCACGAAGACAACCAGGAGGAGGUUCCCGCCUACUCGAACCCCCAGGGCAGCCAGGUCGAGGUUGGCCCCAACGGCUACGCUCUUGAGAAGAAGGACAAGGGCCGUUUCAACGAGGACCAGGGUUCCAACACCGGCAGCCACUCAAGAUCCGCGGGUGGCGCCCCCGCCGGCCCGGCUCGCCAGGACAGCACCACUGGUGAGGGAUAUGACAACAGCGGGGAGCAGCGAGUCACUGCGGUGACCACGAGCACGGGUAACGCCGGAGCCGAAGACACUCCGGCGUACACCGAGCACGACAACGCCCGCCAGGCUGCGGACACGGGUUCGCAGUCCAAUGUCAAGGGCGACGACCUCGUCACUGCUCCGGGCCCCGUCCCUGUUGACGACAACGAUGAGCAGGUCGUUGGCCCGAUCGAGCCCGCCCAGGAUGACAAGGCGUCCGUCCAGACUGGCCAGACCGGCCAGUCGGGCAGGAGCAGCAAGAAGAACAAGAAGUAA
Molecule: messenger RNA, 1992 nt
Organism: Trichosporon asahii var. asahii CBS 2479
Lineage: Eukaryota; Fungi; Basidiomycota; Tremellomycetes; Trichosporonales; Trichosporonaceae
Product: cytoplasm protein
Exons: 3
Coding region: 1-1992 (663 amino acids)
Source: RefSeq, a predicted model, not a curated record